AUGAGGGUCGCGUCAAUACCGACCAGCUUUCUGGCGAGCUCCAUCGCGUGGCUGCUGCUGGCGGCAGCCAUGCUUCCUUCGCUCGUUCACUCGGCCCCUCCCUCGUCAUCCGAUCAGGCAACACACGACGGUCUUCGCAAGCUCACCGCCGCCAACUUCACCCUCACCAAUCAGGGCGCCUGGCUCAUCGAGUUCUUCUCCCCUACUUGCAUUCACUGCAAGAGGUUUGGCGCCACCUGGUCAGAGCUGUCUCAGACCAAAGAUUCGCUCAGAACGCAGUACCCUCAGGCGCCCUUCACUCUUGCUCAGGUCGACUGCCUCGCUCAAUGGGAUCUUUGCAAGGAACAGGGCGUCACCUUCCUGCCACGCCUCACCAUCUACCAGGAUGGCAAGCAGAACGCCGAAGAAUACAAGGGCAACCGCAACUACCCGGAGAUCUCGGCUUACAUCGACAAGUUUGCAAAGGAAUACCGCGAAACCAAAGGUGUACCCGACGUUCCUGUCGUAGCUUCGACGACGGACAAUGCGAAAACGAUCGACUCCGCCUCAGCAGCCGUCACGUCGUCGCCGACCGCCUCUGCCGCAGCGUCAGAACCAAUGACGAGCCCAGCUAGCGAUGGCGUCGUAGCCGUGCCAUCAAGCUCCUCUGCCCCCGCUUCAACAUCUGCAACCUUGUCGUCGUCCGCCGCCUCAUCAGCCUCAGAAAUACCCUUGCCAUCGGGUCCCAAUCCCAAGGGCGAGCUCAUCAGGUACGGCUCGGCACCCAUUCAGACCAAAGAACAACUCGCAGAUUGGCUCGACGAAACUUCAGGUCAAGGUCCCACUUUCGUCAAGUUCUUCGCUCCCUGGUGUCCGCACUGCAAAGCAAUGGCUGCCGCUUUCAAGCAGCUAAGCGAGUCUCUGAAAGGCAGGGUCAACGUGGUCGAGGUCGACUGCGAAGCCAACCGCGCACUCUGCUCCACCUACCGUAUCACAGGAUACCCCGUCCUACGACUCUACGAUCAGGGCCACAUCAAGGAGUACACUGGAGGCAGGAACCACGACGCCAUGCUCAAGUGGGUCAUCAAAGGCGUCUCUAACUCGGGUCUCAAGACCAUUUCCACUACCACAGAGUUCGCCGACCUGGCCAAGGACAACGAGGUCAUGUUCCUCUACCUUCACUCCCCUGGAACGUCCUCCGAGGAGAAGCAGGCCGUCGUGGCAGCCAGCAACGUCCUCUUUGGCGGUCGAGCCCUCAUACUGUCCUCCUCCGAGCCAGCGUUGCUCGACCGCUACGCCAGCUCCUUGGCCCAAGACAGCUCCGCUACCGUCCCCUCCGCCUCUGGCUUGCUCGUCUUCAAAGACUUCUCGGUCGCACAACCUGUCUCUGUCCUCAAUCCUUCCAAGGUGCGCGCAACCGACGCUGCAUCUGAAAAGACCGUCUCUUUGGACCAUCUUCGCGCCAAGAUCACCCGCUUCUUCGCUCGCGAGCAGUACCCGCUCGUCACCGAGCUCACCGCCGCCAAUUUCGAAGAGGUAGUACGAAACAACGAAGACGCGCUUGUUGUGCUCGCCGCGCUGUCCGAUACGAACCACGGCCCGCAACGUAUUGACUCAGCUGAAGAAGGCACGGCUCUCAAGCAGGCCGAGCUCCAAGCUCUGCGCUCGACCGCGCUCGAAUGGCGCGAGCAGAGCGCUGCCACUUCCAGGAAACUCGUCGUCUUCGCCUGGAUCGAUGCUGAUCGUUGGAAGUCGCCUCUGCGCAAGCUCUACGGCAUCGAUGCCGCCAAAGUUCCCGCCGCCGUUCUGGUCGACGGCAACAACAUGCGCUACUACGACCUUCCGUACAGACCCAUGUCCGACGCCUCGGUGGCCUCCGCCCAGCGGUGGCUCACAGACGAAGUUCUCACCGGCAUCGACCACGCCAUCCAAGGUCGCUCGACGCCCAAAUCGUCCUCCGGUCUCCUCCAGAAGUCCGUGCAUGGCGCCGCUGAUUCUGCGGAAUCAUUCGUCCAAGCCUGCGUGAAGCAUCCCAUCAUCGCCUUCCUCUUUGUCACCCUGGUGGUGGGCGGACUGUUCUCGGUCUUGCGCCGAAGCUCGACCGGCGCCGCCUCCCUGCCGUUGUACUCCAAGGUUUCGACCGUCAAGGCUGACUGA
Molecule: messenger RNA, 2136 nt
Organism: Kalmanozyma brasiliensis GHG001
Lineage: Eukaryota; Fungi; Basidiomycota; Ustilaginomycetes; Ustilaginales
Product: Thioredoxin domain protein
Exons: 1
Coding region: 1-2136 (711 amino acids)
Biological process (GO): protein folding
Cellular component (GO): endoplasmic reticulum
Molecular function (GO): protein disulfide isomerase activity
Source: RefSeq, a predicted model, not a curated record